AACUCCUGACCUCAAGUGAUCCGUCCGCCUCGGCCUCCCAAAGUUCGGGGAUCACAGGCGUGAGCCCCCGCGCCCAGCCCUGGAUGCCUUGUAAAUCACUACUCACCCAGGAAGAGCCAGCGACAGGCCCCGCCCCCGGCAACCGCCUCGCGCCCUCCGUCGCCCGGUUUCCAUGGUGACGGGGCGCCAGGCUAGGGCGGCCUGGCCACUGAGCGGGGGUGCAGUGGCAGCAGGAGGGUACCUGGCGACCGCGAUAUGAGCGGUGCGGGGGUGGCGGCUGGGACGCGGCCCCCCAGCUCGCCGACUCUGGGCUGCCGGCGCCAGCGCCCCUCUGUGGGCGUCCAGUCCUUUAGGCCGCAGAGCCCGCAGCUAAGGCAGAGCGACCCGCAGAAACGGAACCUGGACCUGGAGAAGAGCCUGCAGUUCCUGCAGCAGCAGCACUCGGAGAUGCUGGCCAAGCUCCAUGAGGAGAUCGAGCACCUGAAGCGGGAGAACAGGGGUGAGCCGGCGCGGGGCCCUAGGCCGGCCCUGCCUCCCCAGGCACACUCAACACUGCCGCUCCCGCAGCACAGAAACACAGCCAUGAACUCCAGCACACGCCUGGGCUCAGGGGGAACACAGGACAAUCUCCAUUACAAGCUCAUAAUGAAUCAGACAUCACAGAAGAAAGAUGGCCCCUCAGGAAACCACCUUUCCGGGGCCUCUGCUCUCUUGGGCGCUCGCUGGGUCUGCGUCAACGGAGUCUGGGUAGAGCUGGGAGGACCCAGCCCUGCCAGGCUGAAGGAGGGCUCCUCAUGGACACACAGGCCAGGAGGCAAGCGUGGGCAUCUUGCGGGUGGUGGCGCCGACACUGUGCGCUCUCCUGCAGACAGCCUCUCCACGUCAAGCUUCCAGUCUGUCAAGUCCAUCUCUAAUUCAGGCAAGGCCAGGCCCCAGCCCGGCUCCUUCAACAAGCAAGAUUUGAAAGCUGACGUCCCCGAGAAGGCGGACCUGGAAGACGAGCCCCGACUUCACAACAGCAAGCUGGACAAGGUUCCUGGGGUACAAGGGCAGGCCAGAAAGGAGAAAGCAGAAGCUUCUAACGCAGGAGCUGCCUGUAUGGGGAGCAGCCAGCACCAGGGCAGGCAGAUGGGGGCGGGGGCACACCCCCCAAUGAUCCUGCCCCUUCCCCUGCGAAAGCCCACCACACUUAGGCAGUGUGAAGUGCUCAUCCGCGAGCUGUGGAAUACCAACCUCCUGCAGACCCAAGAGCUGCAGCACCUCAAGUCCCUCCUGGAAGGGAGCCAGAGGCCCCAGGCGGCCCCAGAGGAAGCUAGCUUUCCCAGGGACCAAGAAACCAUGCAUUUCCCCAAGGUCUCCACCAAGAGCCUCUCCAAGAAAUGCCUGCUUCUGAGCCCACCUGUGGCGGAGCGUGCCAUCCUGCCCGCACUGAAGCAGACCCCGAAGAACAACUUUGCCAAGAGGCAGAAGAGGCUGCAGGCAAUGCAGAAACGGCACCUACAUUGCUCAGUGCUUUGAGCCACCCGCAUCUGGUCAGUGCCAGGCCCACCAACCUGCAGCUGG
Nomascus leucogenys (northern white-cheeked gibbon) is the source of this 1563-nucleotide messenger RNA. It is a transcript of the gene CCDC74B, whose product is annotated as coiled-coil domain containing 74B. The transcript has 8 exons. NCBI's taxonomy places the organism in Eukaryota, Metazoa, Chordata, Mammalia, Primates, Hylobatidae. Bases 256 to 1518 code for a protein of 420 amino acids. The record is from RefSeq and is a predicted model, not a curated record.